This is a messenger RNA of Rhagoletis pomonella (apple maggot), 498 nucleotides long. RefSeq names its product pyruvate dehydrogenase E1 component subunit beta, mitochondrial-like. Gene Ontology annotation, molecular function: pyruvate dehydrogenase (acetyl-transferring) activity. Lineage: Eukaryota; Metazoa; Arthropoda; Insecta; Diptera; Tephritidae. The record is from RefSeq and is a predicted model, not a curated record. Gene Ontology annotation, biological process: pyruvate decarboxylation to acetyl-CoA.
UCCAACUGGAAAUUUUUUCAUCUUUUCUUUCACUUAUCUGAUUAGCGAGCUGUCAGAACUUUUCCUGAACUGCCAUAGGGCAUUACGUUAACGGCACGAUCGACUACGAACGAAACUAAAAAGUAUCAACACCAAAUUUGAACAAAGAUGCAGCCCGUUAGAGUGAUAUUUUCGAAUGUUGCACGCCGCUCCUUCUCCACGUCGCCCAAGACUCUUGCGGCGAAGCAGUUGACCGUUCGUGAGGCCUUAAAUUCUGCUCUGGAUGAAGAAAUGGCACGCGACGACCGCGUUUUUCUUAUGGGUGAAGAAGUUGCCCAAUAUGAUGGAGCCUAUAAGGUAUCCCGCGGUCUCUGGAAAAAAUAUGGCGACCAACGUGUUGUGGAUACGCCCAUUACCGAAAUGGGUUUUGCCGGUAUUGCUGUCGGUGCCGCUAUGGCUGGCCUGCGACCAGUUUGCGAGUUUAUGACUUUUAACUUCUCAAUGCAGGCCAUUGAUCAC